This is a messenger RNA of Anguilla anguilla (European eel), 2877 nucleotides long. RefSeq names its product tetratricopeptide repeat domain 34 (gene ttc34). The coding region runs from base 260 to 2623 and encodes 787 amino acids. The transcript has 6 exons. NCBI's taxonomy places the organism in Eukaryota, Metazoa, Chordata, Actinopteri, Anguilliformes, Anguillidae. The record is from RefSeq and is a predicted model, not a curated record. Gene Ontology annotation, molecular function: protein binding.
CCCUUUCUUCUCCUGAAAUGCGAAAAGUUCAAACAGUGAACACCUUUUUCUGUCUUCCUCGUGAGAUUUUCUUCUUUUUAUUCUUUGUAAUUGUGGACGUCAUAAGAUGUGAUAAGAAAACGUUUAAAUGUUGUAAAACUAUGUGGUUAGCACUUAAGUCCAAACCUAACUCGACUGCAUGUUAAGAAAACGUAGAAAGGAUCUGGCUCCCUGGGGUGUAAUGUGAUGAGAACGAGGAGAAAAGAGUGGCCUGGUUGUGAUGGCGCUGCGGAAGGGGGCUGGAGUUUCGGAGCUGUGCAGGGAAGGCGAUGAGCUCCUGGGGGAAGGAGAGCCAGAGAGAGCCACCGCUCUCUACGUCGCUGCCUUCGGGAGGCACGCCGGCUCCACCCUGUCUCACGUGAGGGGGCUGGGGGCAGCCAGGUUGGCGGGGGUGAUUUCCACUCUGGAAGCCUGGCUGGAUGGCCGGGGGGAUGCCAGUGGCGCCGGGGAGGGCCUCAACAAAGGCCUGGCAGCUGUGUUCCUGUCAACGCUCAGCCCCAACAACCUCGCCGCUUCCCUGUACAAGAUGGAGUCCGUCCUCCUGGGCGGCGGCCAGUGCUGCGAGGAGGUUGCUGUGCGCUGCUCCGCCCUGCUGGACGGAAACGGUGUUCCCCAGGUGGAAGGUUCCGCGCGCCUGACCCUGGAGCUCACCAGGGCCCUAGCCUGCUUGCUCUCCCAGCCCCACAGCCCCACGGGCCCACUCCUCUACCUCAGGGCUUUCCGAGAGAACGAGGUGGAGACUGGGAGACUGCUGAAGAGCAGGCAGGCGCUGCACCUGCCCAGGAUAGUGAAAGCCUUCCUGCAGUACCUGGUGCAGCUGACCCCUGCGUCCCAAGGCGAGAACGAGGCUCGGGAAGGGGCGCGGCCAAGCGGGCCGCCGGACCCGGCACCCUCCUCCGAAUGCAUGCGGUUCCUGGCGUCUGUGUGCCCAGAGGACACGCGUGUGCAGGAAGUGCGGGCGGCAAUGUUGCUCCACAAGGGCAGGUUUGAGGAGAGCGCUGAGGCCUACUCCCGGGCCCUGCAGGGGGGCGGGGUGUGGACAGAGACGCCCCCGGUAGCGGAAAAGACGGCUCCCGACUCGCUGCCGCCGGAGAGGAAAGCCUGUCUCCUUGUCGGCAGGGCUGCCGCCAGCUUCAUGGCAGGCGGAAGGGCGACCGAGGCCUGCAGGGAUCUGGGGCAGGCCUUUGAGAUCCACCCUGCCGCCGCCAGGCUGCACUUCCAGAGGCUGUUCUCUGACAGCGGCACGGCGCAGGCGGCUCGGGCGCAGCUGCGGCAGCAGGCCGAGAGGGCCCUGUCGGAGCACAGGGAGGCCGUUUUGGCGCGCCCCGACCUGCGCUCCUCCGUGGGUGCGGAGCAGCUGGACCCCGUGAUCGCGCAGCUGCGUGCGCUGUGCCACCUGGAGCCGGGAGGGGGCAGCAGAGAGCUGAGGGUGCGCCUGGCUGACUGCCUGCUCCUCCGCGGGGAGUUCAAGGAGGCCCUGUCCAUCUGCAGCCAGCUGGCUGCCGCGGCCUCCCCGGCCGGGCAGAGCUACCAGAACACCGUGCACGUGCUCCGGGGCUACGCGCGCCUCCUCUCCGACGACCACCAGGGGGCUGCGGAGGACUUUCAGGCGGUGAUCGAGCACAGCGCCCCCCACCCGUCCAGCUGCGUGCGCGCGCUCUGCGGCCGGGGGCUCCUGCGCAUGCUGGCGGGGUCGCCCUACCUGACGGCCCUGGACUACGUGACGGCCAGCCGGCUUCAGCCGCAGGACGCCGCGCUGACCGUGCGCUGUCUGGUGCCCUGGAACCGACGGGGGCUCCUCUGCACCGUGCUCCUGGAGCAAGGCCGGGUGAUGCUGGAGGGGCCUCAGAACCAGGACCCCGCCCCAGGCUCCCCUCUGCAGCAGGGACAUCAACCCCCACCCACACAGGGGAGAGAGAGCUGCUCCACCAACAAAGAAGAGACGGCCGUUGGAGUGCACGCCCUGGCCGUUCUCCUCGCGGAGCUGGAGCCUGGCGCGGACGGGCCGCAGAUCCUGGCGGCCGAUUCGCUUUACUGCCUGGGCAGAGUGGAGGAGGCGCACCGCCUCCUGCUGUCCAUCGGGAAGAGCUCCCCGCGCUCGCCCGUCCUCGCCCGCCUCGCCAUGCUGCAGCUCCACCGCGGCUUCCUCUACGACGCCAACCAGCUUUUGAAGAAACUGACCCAGUGCGGUGAUACCAGCUGCUUGCGCCCCCUGCUGACGGUGGCGUCGCCGGAGGACCGGGCGCUGCUGCAGAGGCACUGCCACGCCGCCGCCAGCCGCAUCCUGGAGAGCCAGCGGGAGGAUGCGGGCGUCAGGGAGGCCGUGGCCUACCUGUCCAUCGCCAUCAUGGCUUCUGGUGGUGAGGCGACGGAGUCUUUGUUGGCGAGGGCCCGAUGUUACGUGCUUCUGGGCCAGCGUAAGACCGCCAUCUUUGACUUCAGUGCCAUCCUUAAGGAGCACACUGAGCAUGUGCAGGCUCUGUGUGGGAGGGGCUUCACCUACCUCAUGCUAAACCAACAGAAGUUUAGCAGUGGAGCUUUGGAGGAGCACACAUGUUCUAUAGGCAUCAGCUUAGAGGAAUGAGGCGGAGACAACCCAGCGUACUCAAAUCUUCCUUCCCUGUGCAGGGCUGUCCCAGGGCUCACAGUCACAGUCUUCAAGGACGUUGGGCAGGUUUCAGUUCCAGGCCGUGGGGCACAUCAUUGCUUUAGCUGAACGCAGUGCCCAAGAGGGGUCAUGACGACUGUUCUGUAGCUCUGCUUCUUUUUGGUUUUCUUACGUCUGGGGUGAAACUUGAGUGUUCUAUUUAUGUAUGUGUAUGUGCGCCUGUGGGUGUG